AUUAGAAAUCGUCAUUGGGCUUCUCACAAAGCUUGCUUCCAGAAACACUAGCGCGCGAAGUUUUUAAGUCUUCUUUAUAUGAUGGAGCAUGGCCUCGACCAGAAUGAGGAAUUCGUGGAUCUAACAUCUUCGGAAAGAUUAUGUUGCGAGUCUUCGAACGGAAGUAGCCCUUCCUACGACGCAAGUGACAGUCUCCUCAAGAAAACGAAGAACCUGUUUUGUUCUGGCGUGUUUUUAAAGGGCUUAGCGCAUGCUGUGGGAUUCUGGAAUCCCAGCAAAGGAUUACGUGCUAUAAUGGCAGUAAUCGUGCUAUUUCUGGAUGUUUAUUUCCUCUUUGAAGCCGUGUACUACGCUUUUCUUUGCGGCCAUUUUAAAACGCCCCUCGAUCGUUGGAUGUGUCCAAAUGAAUCCCAAAACUCAUCAUCAACUCAUAACAUAUCCAUACUUGCUUUUUUACAUGGAAUUGAAUUGAUCAACGUUUUAUCCUCGGUUGCCUGCCUCGCUGUGCUGAUGUCUAAUGCAGCUUUCUUCUGGUGUAUGUGGAACAUGAAAAAUCACGCUGCAAAUUGCAUGACACUAGAGAAGGCUUACUCCUCAGUAGGGCGUUCAUUGUGGGUCCGCCUGAAUUGCACUAUGCUCCUGUUUGCUCUCUCCCUCGUGCUGAUGAUUGUUUGGUUUAAUUUGAUAUUUGAUGGACUAUUUAUAAAUAACCUUUCAAUCUCUCUGGGCAUCAUUCCCCGGUUAGCAACGCUAACUAGUUGUUUUAUAUUUUCUUUGAUCACUAAUGCUAUGAAGGAUUGCGUGACAUCAUGCCACGCAGAAAUUCGAAACUCUAUCAACAGCAGCCUAGAUGACAUCAUACACAUUCAUAAACAUCUUUGUGAGCAGAUCUUCUCUACUUCUGACUCCUUAAAGCCGUGGUUUUUGAUUCACUGGUUUCUAUUGGCUGUAACAGCUGUAAUUUAUGUGGCAGACAUGGUGGAGUUUUUUCAAAAAAAUGCUACAGGGUGGUAUAAUUUCUAGCAAGUUACUCUUAUCAGUGUAAUUUAUUUGUAUGCGUUCGUCUAUCCUAGUUACUGCGCUGCAUCAGUGACUGCAAGAUGCAAUCAAAUGCUCAAGGAAAUUAAUAUGACUUCCAAUGAAGAGUGGGAAACAGGACACCCAUUCCGUAGCCGCACACAACUGGCUCUGUUCAUUCAAUACGCGCAGUACACUGACUGUGGCUUCCGAGCAGGCGAGGUCACCUUUGGCUCCAAUUUUGCGUGGUUUUCAACGCUCAUUGCAAUGUGUGGAGUGGGUGUCAAAGUUCUGUGAUUCAGAAGCUUUCGGUUCGACCUUGUUGAGCUGCGUCGUUGCUGUACUUUGCGUCGUGGCUUCAGAGCGAAGUAGGGAAGUGGAUUACUAUUGUUCUAGUAAUAGGAGUAACGAUUGUUGGCUAAAAACAAAACCGAUCUCGCCUCAUUUUCAUUUUCUGAAAGAGGAUAUCAUUGUGGUGAUCUUAAGACUUGCAUAACAACUUUCUUACUAACGGUCUGUCAUCGACGUUGGACACUCAAACCCUAAAUUGAGUUUGUUUUGAAUUUUUUUUUUUUUUUUGAUGACCACAACUAUUUGUUAGGCAGAAUAAUAGCAUAAACACAAAAUAGUCAAAAAGAGGCAGUACUCUGACCUUUCGAUGCAUCCAUAGAGAGAAUAUUUACAACUGUUUAAGUCUUUCUGCUGAAAAAACAUCUAAGUUAUGCUGAAAUAUAUAAGAUGUUAGUUAGAUGUUGGUAUUAGUUCAUAAAUUAAUCCUAAUCAAAAUCAUUCCUGGGUAAAUUUGUUCAGUUUAUCUUCACUCUAAAGCGUAAUAAAGCA
Stylophora pistillata is the source of this 1857-nucleotide messenger RNA. RefSeq lists its product as uncharacterized. The record is from RefSeq and is a predicted model, not a curated record. NCBI's taxonomy places the organism in Eukaryota, Metazoa, Cnidaria, Anthozoa, Scleractinia, Pocilloporidae.